This is a messenger RNA of Exserohilum turcica Et28A, 366 nucleotides long. RefSeq lists its product as uncharacterized. NCBI's taxonomy places the organism in Eukaryota, Fungi, Ascomycota, Dothideomycetes, Pleosporales, Pleosporaceae. The transcript is spliced from 2 exons. The coding region runs from base 1 to 366 and encodes 121 amino acids. The record is from RefSeq and is a predicted model, not a curated record.
AUGGCGGGUCAUAUGAGGUUAAUGCGCAUGCAGAUAGCAGCGGCCGAGACCGAAUCGGUCCGGGUGUUCCGUCAAGCGGGUAUGGAUGUCGUGCGUCCGACCAAGACGUGGACGGUGGCUCGUGGCGCGCUCAGAUUCCAGGUCGAGAACGGACCCUUGAAGAGACUGGUGCACACGAGCGAGAACAGGACCGCGACUCUUCCUGCCUGCCUGCGGAUGGCACUGGCUCUGCGAACAUUCCCAAGGUGCAACACUAUUGGUGAGCGGCCGGACUGGUGGAAAUUUGUCGGCGACCAAAUAGAGAAUGAUAGACAGGAGCACAUGCGCGACAUGCAGUGUUUUCUCCCGAUUGUCAUGUGCGGCUAG